This is a messenger RNA of Sorghum bicolor (sorghum), 619 nucleotides long. Its product is annotated as cyclin-B1-1. Gene Ontology annotation, cellular component: cyclin-dependent protein kinase holoenzyme complex; centrosome; nucleus. Gene Ontology annotation, biological process: mitotic cell cycle phase transition; regulation of cyclin-dependent protein serine/threonine kinase activity. The transcript has 3 exons. The coding region runs from base 64 to 612 and encodes 182 amino acids. Lineage: Eukaryota; Viridiplantae; Streptophyta; Magnoliopsida; Poales; Poaceae. Gene Ontology annotation, molecular function: cyclin-dependent protein serine/threonine kinase regulator activity. The record is from RefSeq and is a predicted model, not a curated record.
UUGUUGCAGCACGAGAGACGGCCAUGUGACUACCUUGAAGACCAAGUCGAGAUCGACGCUAACAUGAGGGCUGUCCUGGUUGAUAGGAUACUUGAUGCACACGACAGGUUCAAAUUGACGCCAGACACUCUCUACUUGACCAUAUACAUCAUGGAUCUGUACAUCUCGCUGCAACCAAUCCUGCAAUGGGAGCUGCAGCUUGUUGGUGUUUCAGCUAUGCUGAUCGUCUGCAAGUACGAGGAGACUUGGGCCCCAGAGGUGAGUGAACUCAUCUUUAUAUCAGGCUAUCCAAGGGAACAGAUUCUUUCUAUGGAGAAGGCGAUUCUGAAUAGGCUGGAGUGGAACUUGACUGUCCCUACAGUAUACAAGUUCCUUCUCCGUUUUCUGAAGGCGGCAACCUUGGGUAACAAAGCUGAGAAAGAGAUGGAGAAUAUGGCCUUCUUCUUCGCUGAAUUGGCGCUGCUGCAAUAUGACUUGGUGACGCGCAUGCCUUCCCUGGUUGCAGCUUCUGCUGUCUAUGCAGCCAGGCUCACUCUCAACAAGGCUCCACUUUGGACCGAAACCCUCAAGCAUCACACAGGCUUCAGAGAGUCAGAGGCAGAGCUAAUGUAAGAUUCCA